AUGGCAAAAGUUGUUAAGCCACAUGAACCUAAGACACAGUCAUUUACCCUUUUGAGUGGUCAUACCAUACCAGCUGUUGGAUUGGGGACAUGGAAGUCUGGUUCAGAGGCCGUCAAUUCUGUGUUCACUGCCAUUGUUGAGGCUGGUUACAGACACAUAGACACUGCUGCACAGUAUGGAGUUGAAGAAGGAGUUGGACAAGCACUCCAAGCAGCCAUGAAAGCAGGAGUGGAAAGGAAGGAUCUAUUUGUCACCUCAAAACUAUGGUGCACUGACUUGACCCCUGAAAGGGUUAGACCUGCUCUCAACAAUACCCUUCAAGAGCUCCAACUUGACUACCUUGAUCUUUACUUGAUUCAUUGGCCAUUUCGAUUGAAAGAUGGGGCCAGUAGACCCCCGAAAGCAGGAGAAGUUUUAGAGUUUGACAUGGAAGGGGUGUGGAGAGAAAUGGAGAAGCUUGUGGAGGAAAAGCUUGUGAGAGACAUUGGAAUCUGCAAUUUCACUCUAGCAAAGCUUGAAAAGCUGCUGAGCAUUGCUCGGAUAGUGCCUUCUGUCUGCCAGAUGGAAAUGCAUCCUGGAUGGAGAAAUGAUAAGAUGCUUGCGGCUUGCAAGAAGAACUCCAUCCAUGUUACUGCAUACUCUCCACUGGGCUCAUCACAGGGUGGGAGGGAUCUGAUCAGUAAUCCAACGGUUGAGAGGAUAGCCAAUAAGAUGAACAAGAACCCAGGGACGGUGUUGGUGAAAUGGGCCAUCAUGAGAGGGACAAGUGUCAUCCCUAAAUCAGUCAAGCCAGAUAGGAUCACGGAGAAUGUCAGUGUCUUCAAUUGGGAACUUCCAGAAAAAGACUUUAAGACCCUUAGCAGAUUUCAGGAUCAGGGGAGAGUUCUGGACGGUGAAGAACUCUUUGUGAACAAGAGCGAUGGUCCAUUCAGGAGUGCGGCUGAUAUUUGGGACCAUGAAGAUUAG
This is a messenger RNA of Sphenostylis stenocarpa, 966 nucleotides long. The record is from the annotation of a GenBank genome assembly. NCBI's taxonomy places the organism in Eukaryota, Viridiplantae, Streptophyta, Magnoliopsida, Fabales, Fabaceae.